This is a messenger RNA of Cheilinus undulatus (humphead wrasse), 4897 nucleotides long. It is a transcript of the gene kdm4ab, whose product is annotated as lysine (K)-specific demethylase 4A, genome duplicate b. Gene Ontology annotation, molecular function: histone H3K9 demethylase activity; histone H3K36 demethylase activity. The record is from RefSeq and is a predicted model, not a curated record. Gene Ontology annotation, cellular component: nucleus. Gene Ontology annotation, biological process: chromatin remodeling. The transcript has 23 exons. NCBI's taxonomy places the organism in Eukaryota, Metazoa, Chordata, Actinopteri, Labriformes, Labridae. Bases 191 to 3730 code for a protein of 1179 amino acids.
UCCGAGGUGCGUGUGCGUGCGUAGACCUGGUAAUGGAGGAUGGUGAACUACUCACAGGGGCUUAGUUAGCAAGCUGUCUUCUUUCUUUUCUGCUCACAGCUGCCUUUUUAGUGGAAGAUAAGUACAAACAACUCAAAGAAACAGCGUCUGAAUCAACUGAGAGCAGGAGGAGCUGCCAUUGGGUUUUGGGAUGGCGUCAGAUGCAGGUUCCCAAAACAGUGGUUCCAAGGGGAUCAUGACUUUUUAUCCCACUGCUGAGGAAUUCAAGAACUUCACCCGCUACAUUGCAUAUAUCGAGUCCCAGGGUGCUCAUAAAGCAGGCCUUGCUAAGAUUGUUCCACCAAAGGAAUGGAAGCCUCGAGGUUCUUACGAUGAUAUAGAUGAUUUGGUGAUACCUGCACCCAUUCAGCAGGUGGUGACGGGCCAGUCAGGACUUUUUCAGCAAUACAACAUUCAAAGGAAGCCCAUGACCGUCAGAGAGUUCCGAAAGAUUGCAAACAGUGACAAGUUCUGUAGCCCACAUUAUGAUGACUUUGAGGAGCUGGAAAGGAAGUAUUGGAAGAAUGUGACAUUUAAUCCACCCAUAUAUGGAGCUGAUGUUAACGGCAGCCUGUAUGACCCUGACGUCAAAGAGUGGAACAUUUGCCAUCUGGACACCAUUUUGGAUACUGUUGAACAUGAAAGUGGCAUCACUAUUGAGGGUGUAAAUACACCCUACUUAUAUUUUGGAAUGUGGAAGACCACCUUCGCAUGGCACACUGAAGACAUGGACCUCUACAGUAUCAACUACUUGCACUUCGGAGAGCCCAAAUCAUGGUACUGCGUUCCCCCAGAGCAUGGGAAACGAUUGGAACGUUUGGCUCAAGGGUUCUUUCCUGGCAGUUCCCAAAACUGUGAGGCCUUCUUGAGGCACAAGAUGACUCUCAUCUCUCCCUCUAUACUGAAGAAGUAUAGCAUUCCUUUCCAUAAGAUUACUCAGGAGGCCGGUGAGUUCAUGAUAACCUUCCCCUAUGCAUAUCAUGCUGGUUUCAACCACGGCUUUAACUGUGCAGAAUCCACCAACUUUGCCACAGAGAGAUGGAUUGAGUAUGGCAAGCAAGCAGUUUUGUGUUCAUGCCGUAAAGACAUGGUCAAGAUCUCCAUGGAUGUGUUUGUGAAGAAAUAUCAACCGGAUCGCUAUGAACAGUGGCAGGCAGGGCGAGAUGUGACCCCCAUUGAUCACUCUCGCCCCACCCCAGAGGCUAAAGAGUUCCUGGGAGAGUCCUUUAAUGACCUCAUCAGCAAUAGUAACAGCACCUCAAUGGAGAACUGUGGAGAGGACACAGAGAGGAAGAGCCCCACACAGAGAAUAGAGACCAAAAGACACAGAGUGUGUCUGGAUGUGCCUAAUGAGGUUGUUCUUAAGGAAGAAGAUGAUGAGGAUAUGGAGCAGUAUGGGAAGCGGCCUAGGCUUAGUCUAAUACCUCCACGCACUGUGUCACAAGAUGGAAAGAGAAACAAAGGCCCACCCAAGUUGGUUGUCACACCAACCAAGCUCACCUUAUUGGAUCCAUUUCACAGGAGUUUAAACGGCGACGUAGGUCGCCAGCCGCAUUACACCAAAACUCGUGCACCUGCAAUCUCCUCUCUGUCCCAGCCCAGGAAUGGACAUCUGUCAAUUUCAGCGCCACCCACCUGGUCAGAAGUCAAUGCUGUGCCAGCUCGCAAAAUGGGAGUAGCCAGCCUGCUCUUCCACAGGACCCUUAGUCCAAAAGACACUCUUCAAGUGCACAGCUACACUCUAGAGAAGCAGCAGCAGGCCCACACACAGCUGCAGGUUCACAGCUAUGCCAGAGAACAUCAGCCACGUCAUCUCCAGCACAAAGCCUGCACAGCAUCGCACACACAGGUUCAGUCUUCAUCUGAGGCACCAAGCCAUGAGAGAACAGAGCCAGAAACAACAAUCACUGUUCACAAUGCAGAAACAAAUGGAUCUGAAGCACAGGGUCUCUUGGAGCAGGAUCAAAAGGAGGAAAAAUCUGAAAUGCCAAUAUCUGUUGAGGAGAAGAAACCCGAAGUUGAGCUGACUGGCAAGAGUGUUUCCUCUCAAAUUUACACACAACACAGAGAGACAGGCAAAGCCGAAACGGAGCCUACCAAGAACAACAAGCGAAAGAGUUAUCAAUGCCCCCUUGUGGAUAGUGGCAUUGUCAUCGUGAAAGACACCAUUCCUGUCAAGAGUCCAGUGUGUGAUGAGAUGAAGGUGAUCGCUCACAAUCAUCACCAGGUGUCAGAAGAACAAUCAUACUGCAAGUCAGUGGUGAAGAAGCAGCAGCAGCAAGCACAGCUGCCAAAGCUGCCCCGUCAUCACCCUCUGAUCAGGGAGCUGCACAGUGAUGAUGAGUGGUAUGCAGAUAUGAAGUUUGAGCAAGAGGAGAAGGAGGAGUGGGCGAAACCACUGGUCCAGCUGUGGCAGUGUCGACCGUACAACCCGCAGGCAGAGAGAGAAUACAACAGGAUUAUGGGUCAGCAGGCCCCAUACUGCGCCAUCUGCCUUCUCUUCCACACCUACCAUCAGUCUGAAUCUGACGGUCCAAACUCAUGUGUGACACUGGUGAACCGACCAGGGGGCCACCAGUGGUCCAAGCCACUGAUCCCUGAAAUGUGUUUCAACACCCAAACCAGCAAGACGGGCGACAGCGGAGAGGGACAGCUAACAAACCCUCAUGUGGCUGAGGACGGGACCAGCCGACUGGUCAGCUGUGCUCAGUGCUGUGUCCGUGUACAUACCAGUUGUUAUGGUGUGUCGGGACAUGGAGCAGAGCUGGACGACUGGCUGUGUGCCCGCUGUGAGGCAGACGCCAUCACUGAGGACUGCUGUUUAUGUUCACUGAGAGGUGGAGCUCUGCAGAGAGCCAACGACGACAAGUGGGUUCAUGUGCUGUGUGCCAUCACUGUGCUAGAGGCUCGCUUUGUCAACAUCACUGACCGCUGUCCCAUAGACCUCUCUGCCAUCCCACUGCCACGCUUCAGACUGAAGUGCGUAUACUGCAGGAAACGGAUGAAGAGAGACGUGAAAGGCUGCUGUGUCCAGUGCUCCAAUGGACGCUGCUCCACCGCAUUUCACCCCACAUGUGCUCAGGCAGCUGGCAUCCUCAUGCACCCAGACGACUGGCCAUUCAUAGUCUACAUCACCUGCCACAGACACAGGACACCUGUCAUACCUGAGCGUAACAAGGCCACCAUGCAAGAGCUGACGGAGGGACAGAGGGUGAUCUGUAAGCACAAAAACGGGCGUUACUAUCAUAGCGAGCUGAUGGAGCUGACCAACGCCACCUUCUACGAGGUUGUGUUUGACGACGGGUCCUACAGCGACAAUCUCUUCCCAGAGGAUAUCGAGAACCGUGACUGUGUGCGGCUUGGCCCACCUGCCGAAGGUGAUGCUGUUCAAGUGCGAUGGACGGACGGGUUGAUAUAUGGAGCCAAAUUUGUGGCAUCACACUCCAUCCCUAUGUAUCUGGUGGAGUUUGAGGAUGGAUCACAGAUCACUGUUAAGCGAGAAGACAUCUACACUCCAGAUGAAGAUCUGCCCAAACGAGUCAAGUCACGCAUGUCAGUGGCGUCAGACAUGCGAUUUGAGCUCUUCACACAGAACGAAGUGAAACAGACCUCCAAAAGGCAAAGAGUCAUUAACUCCCGCUACAGAGAGGACUACAUCGAGCCGGUCAUAUACAGAGCCAUCAUGGAGUGACGUCCAUUCCUCCCUCUUCUUGCUGCGUUCUCGCCACAGAGAGAUGCAGCUCCAUCUCUGCGUUUAUUGGAUCGGCUUCUCUGCUUCUCCAUACUGCUGACAGGAAUGACCAACAUCCCCCCAACCCCCCGAUUCUUCUUCUUCCACUGCCUGUCAGGCUUUUUAUUUAUAAACUACGGCUGGGACUUUUAGAGACUUUUUGUGUUGAACAAUAAUAUUGUUAGCUCUCCAUUUUUCAUCAUACUUUGUGGUGUAUGUUCUCCUCUACCAUUAUUUUUUCCUUUUCCACAGGAAGAAGCCAUCAAUGAAUUACUGAAUAAUUUAAAUGGGAAGGUUGGGUUGUCUUACUGCUCUUAUUAUUUCCGCCAUCAAAUAGCAGCCAUCAACUCAACACAUCCUGUAAUAGGCAGUUUUUUUUCUACUUUAGUGAUUCCUCUUCUCUAAAGUAAUUUAUUUCUGUUAUUGUUUUUCUCAAUAUUUAUCAUCUAUACUUUGCAGUGAAGUAAAUAGUGCAUAGGAUUGAGGUUUUAGAGGAAGCAUUUUCAUGGGCCGUUUUUUUUCUUUCAUGAAUCCAAACAUAGGCAGAUCUGAAAACUUUGAGCAAAUCAGCUGUUAUCAACAAUUCGUUUCAUUAAUUUGAUUCAUCAAGAAUCUGUAAAGUUAAACCCCAAAGAAAUAAAUCAUCUUCAGAAUGUACUAAUUAUUCGGUGCGUCUACUGUGAAGAAUGAAGAGAUCUGUUGGAAAGACCCGAGCCUUACAUUUCACAGGGCCAGGCACAUUUGGCUUUCCUAAAGCUUUGUCAGAACUCUUGUAAUUAAUGUUAUUAUGACAAUUUAUUUAUGCGAGUGCAUUGAGUUUGAAAACAAAGCUAUUUUUGUUAUGUCCUUUUCCCGGUCUGUCGAAAACCUCAGAUGUAUUUAUAUUUAUUAUAUUGAAAGGUUUUCAAGCAUCCUCUUUAAAUUUCCAUACUCACUUCCCUGUUUUGGGAUUGGAGGGCGUGAAUGCCAGUGUGGGUCGAGUCUCUCUCUAAGCAAAAAGCACUUAUUGUUCCCUCCUGCCACGGGAAAUUUAGAUAUUUUUGUGUGUUCCUGAUGAAAGUUAGCUUUAGAGACUAACGUUGUAAUUAGAUUAUAGUUUGAUCCCAAAUAAAAACAAUGUUGAGAGGA